Molecule: messenger RNA, 3539 nt
Organism: Acomys russatus (golden spiny mouse)
Lineage: Eukaryota; Metazoa; Chordata; Mammalia; Rodentia; Muridae
Gene: Arhgap45
Product: Rho GTPase activating protein 45
Exons: 23
Coding region: 183-3539 (1118 amino acids)
Biological process (GO): signal transduction; activation of GTPase activity
Cellular component (GO): membrane
Molecular function (GO): GTPase activator activity
Source: RefSeq, a predicted model, not a curated record
UUCCUGUGGUGGGGACUUGCCGCCAAUGAGGGCCAGGGCUAUCACGUGGGGUCUGACAGCUGAGGAGGGGGUGGCCCUGAGCAAUGUGGUCCAAAGACAGCCAGCACUGACCGGGAGCUGCAGGGCUGAGAGCCCCCCAGGCCUGCCUGCCCUCACCCUGGGCCUCCGGGGCUGGCUCUACCAUGUUCUCUAGGAAGAAACGAGAACUUAUGAAAACUCCCUCUAUUUCCAAAAAGAACCGCGCGGGGAGCCCCAACCCGCAGUCCUCCUCAGGGGAACUGUCCAAGAAGGACUAUACAGAGGCUCCCAGCCUCGAGCCGUCAGCCACGUCCCUGUCCGCGGGCGCCAAGGCCACAGGCACACUCAAAAGGCCCACCAGUCUGAGCCGCCAUGCCAGCGCCGCUGGCUUCCCACUCUCGGGGGCGGCCACCUGGACCCUGGGCCGUGGAUACCGAAGUCCCCUGUCUGCAGCCAGCCCCGCAGAGCUACCCAGUGAAGGGCCAUUCCCUGACGGGGUAGAAGACAUCUCAGCCCUGCUGGCUGACGUGGCCCGCUUUGCUGAGGGCUUGGAGAAACUCAAGGAGUUUGUGCUGCGUGAUGACCUCCUUGAGGCCCGCCGGCCCCUGGCCCACGAGUGCCUGGGUGAAGCUCUGCGGGUGAUGCGCCAGGUCAUCUCCAGAUACCCACUCCUGAACACCGUGGAGACGCUCACAGCCGCCGGCACACUCAUUGCCAAGGUCAAAGCCUUCCAUUACGAGUGCAACAAUGAGUCAGAUAAGAGGGACUUUGAGAAGGCGCUGGAGACCAUCGCGGUGUCCUUCAGCUGCACUGUGUCUGAGUUCCUUUUGGGCGAAGUGGACAGCAGCACUCUCCUGGCCGUGCCUCCCGGGGACCCCAGCCAGUCCAUGGAGAACCUUUACGGAGCCAGCAGCGAGGGAUCCCCACCCAGCGUGGAGGACUGUGAAGAAGGCUGCCUGCCCCCCGAAGAGGUAGAUAUGCUUCUCCAGCGCUGCGAGGGGGGUGUGGACGCCGCAUUGCAGUAUGCGAAAGACAUGGCCAGAUACAUGAAAGACCUCAUCAGCUACCUGGAGAAGCGCACCACCCUGGAGAUGGAAUUCGCUAAAGGCCUACAGAAAGUUGUCCAUAACUGCAGACAGAGCGUCACGCACGAGCCCCACAUGCCCCUCUUGUCCAUCUACGCACUGGCCCUGGAACAAGAUCUGGAGUUUGGCCACGGCAUGGUGCAGGCAGUGGGAACGCUACAGACCCAGACGUUCAUGCAGCCCCUGACCCUGAGGCGCUUGGAGCAUGAGAGACGCAGGAAGGAAAUCAAAGAAUCUUGGCAUCGGGCUCAGAGGAAACUGCAAGAGGCAGAGGCCAACCUGCGCAAGGCCAAGCAGGGCUACAAACAACGCUGUGAAGACCAUGACAAGGCCCGGCUCCAGGUGGCCAAAGCCGAGGAGGAGCAGCAGGCCACAGGGCCAGGAGCAGGGACUGCUGCCACCAAGGCCCUGGACAAGAGGAGGAGGCUGGAGGAAGAGGCCAAAAACAAGGCCGAGGAGGCCAUGGCCACUUACCGCACAUGCGUGGCAGACGCAAAGACGCAGAAGCAGGAGCUGGAGGACACAAAGGUGACGGCGCUGCGGCAGAUCCAGGAGGUCAUCAGACAGAGUGAUCAGACCAUCAAGUCGGCCACCAUCUCCUACUACCAGCUGAUGCACAUGCAGACAGCACCGCUGCCCGUGAACUUCCAGAUGCUGUGUGAGAGCAGCAAGCUGUACGACCCGGGCCAACAGUACGCAUCGCACGUGCGGCAGCUGCAGCGAGGCGAGGAGCCGGACGUGCACUACGACUUUGAACCUCACGUCUCCACCAGUGCUUGGUCCCCAAUCAUGCGCACACGGAAGGGCAGCUUCAACCCUGGGGAUGCCACAGUACCUGAAGCUGCUGGCAGUCCCCCUGAGGAAGGUGACGCCUCGGAGGGGGCUCCCAGCAAGGACCAUAGGGGUGGACGCGGUCACCAGGUACAUAAGUCCUGGCCCAUCAGCAUCUCAGACACCGAGGUCAGCCUGGACACCAGCACAGGGGACUUGAAAAAGUUUGAUCGAACAUCGUCUAGCGGGACCAUGUCAUCCAGCGAGGAGCUGGUAGAUCAGGAAGCUGGUUUGGGAGCCUCAGCCUUUGAGUCAGCUGACCUCAAUGGCAUGGACCCCGAGUUGCCCGUGGCCAUGCCCAGCGGACCCUUCCGUCAUGUGGGACUGUCCAAGGCGGCCCGCACACACCGCCUUCGGAAGCUGCGCACACCCGCCAAGUGCAGAGAGUGUAACAGCUACGUGUACUUCCAGGGAGCUGAGUGUGAAGAGUGCUGUCUGGCUUGUCACAAAAAGUGUUUGGAGACCCUCGCCAUCCAAUGUGGUCACAAGAAGCUCCAGGGCCGCCUGCAGCUGUUCGGACAGGACUUUAGCCACGCGGCCUGCAGCACCCCUGAUGGUGUGCCCUUCAUUGUCAAAAAAUGUGUCUGCGAGAUUGAGCGGCGAGCUCUGCACACCAAGGGCAUCUACCGGGUCAACGGCGUGAAAACGCGCGUGGAGAAGCUCUGCCAGGCCUUUGAGAAUGGCAAAGAGCUGGUGGAGUUGUCACAGGCCUCGCCCCACGACAUCAGCAAUGUCCUAAAGCUAUACCUGCGCCAGCUGCCGGAGCCCCUCAUCUCUUUUCGCUUCUACCAUGAGCUGGUGGGGUUAGCCAAGGAGAGCCUCAAGGCAGAAGCUGAGGCCAAGGCUGCGAGCCGGGGCCGGCAGGAUGGGUCUGAGAGCGAGGCUGCAACCUUGGCCAUGGUGGGCCGCCUGCGUGAGCUCAUGCGGGACCUGCCAGCUGAAAACCGGGCCACAUUGCUGUACCUGCUGAGGCACUUGCGAAGGAUCGUGGAAAUGGAGCAGGAUAAUAAGAUGACCCCUGGGAAUCUGGGCAUUGUGUUUGGGCCCACGCUGCUGCGGCCUCGACCAACCGAAGCCACCGUGUCCCUCUCCUCCCUGGUGGACUAUCCUCACCAGGCCCGUGUCAUUGAGACACUGAUUGUCCACUAUGGCCUGGUCUUUGAGGAGGAGCCAGAGGAGUCACCUGGCAGCCAGGAGGGGGUGCCCACCCAGUGUGGCCAGCUGGGGACAGCCGAGAGCAUUGUCAUCCCCCUGCAGGAGGAGGCGGAGGCCGGAGGCCGAGAAUCCCGAGUGGCAUCCAAUGACUCGGACUCGGAGCUAGAAGAAGCCUCUGACCCUCUGUCUUCCUCGGACGCCAGCGCCCUGCAUCACCUCAGUUUCCUGGAACAGGCCGAGGCAGGCCUGGAGGAAGGUCCCCAGAGCCGCAGUGGCAGUGAGGAGCAGCUAGAGGGUGAGGAUGGAGACCCCGGUCAGCAGCUGUGCGCCUUUAACACCAACCAGUCCAACAACACAGUGCAGGCCCCUCUGCCCGCCACGCGGCUGCGGCUCCGAGGUGGACAGAUUGCAGGUGGUACCGGUUGGGAGCGCCAGCCACAGUUUGUCUGA